Molecule: messenger RNA, 2104 nt
Organism: Polypterus senegalus (gray bichir)
Lineage: Eukaryota; Metazoa; Chordata; Cladistia; Polypteriformes; Polypteridae
Product: cytochrome P450 2K1-like
Exons: 9
Coding region: 41-1549 (502 amino acids)
Biological process (GO): xenobiotic metabolic process
Cellular component (GO): cytoplasm; intracellular membrane-bounded organelle
Molecular function (GO): oxidoreductase activity, acting on paired donors, with incorporation or reduction of molecular oxygen, reduced flavin or flavoprotein as one donor, and incorporation of one atom of oxygen; iron ion binding; heme binding
Source: RefSeq, a predicted model, not a curated record
CCACACAGACUGAAAGCUUCGCCGCGUGCAGCUGAGAGCCAUGUCGCUCAUGAGCCUUCUCCUCGCCAACACCCUAACGGUGUGUCUGGUUGUCGCACUUUCCCUUCUCUUGAUAUAUCGAUUCUUUAAAAAGACCACAGAAACUUCAGAUUAUAACUUUCCGCCUGGACCCCGACCUCUGCCUAUCAUCGGAAAUCUGAAUAUCCUGAACAUGACGAUGCCUCAACAGACGCUUCACAAGCUUUCUGAGAAAUAUGGCAAUGUGUACACCUUCCACAUGGGCCCCAUUAAGCACUUAGUUCUGACUGGCUACGAGGCAGUGAAGGAGGCCUUAGUAAACCAGGCUGAUGUCUUUGGUGAGCGUGGAGAGACAGUCUGGCACAAUAAAACAUCCAGCGGAGAUGGUAUAAUUUUUGGACGAGGAGAAUCGUGGAAGACAAUGCGCCGGUUUACCCUCUCCACUCUCAGGGAUUUUGGCAUGGGCAAGAGAAGCGUAGAGAGCAGGAUCACUGAAGAAUGCCAGAAGUUGAUAGAGGUCUUUAAGUCACACAAAGGUCAGCCAUUUGAUCCAAAAAUUAUCAUCAACUCUGCUGUCUCGAAUGUCAUAUGCUCCAUUGUUUUUGGAGACAGGUUUGACUAUGAAGAUCCUCAGUUUCUCUAUCUUCAGGUCAUUUUGAAUAAAAAUCUUCAGCUUGUCACCAGCCCACAGAUGCAGUUGUACAACAUCUAUCCAUUCUUGGAACUGUUCUUGCCAGUCCAAAAGCAAGCCACAAAAAAUAUUAUAGACUACAGAAAAUUUUUUAAGAGUGUUUAUCAUAAACGAAAGGAUAUCGUGGACAGCAAUGAACUGAGAAGCUUUGUUGACACAUUUAUCUCCAGACAAAAGGAAGAGGAGGCUAAAAACUCUACAACACAUUUUAACGAAAGGAACAUGAUUGUGGUAUCCUCAAACCUGUUUGCAGCUGGUACAGAGACCACAUCUACCACCCUCCGUUGGGCUCUGCUGCUGAUGAUGAAAUAUCCCGAAGUGCAGGAGAAAGUCCACAGAGAAAUUGACAAUGUUAUCGGAAAAGAGCGCUGCCCGCAGUUUGAGGACAGAAAGAACAUGCCCUACACAGAUGCAGUUCUGCAUGAAAUCCAGAGAUUCAGUAAUGUGGUGCCCAUGAAUCUGUUACAUCAGACAGCAGCAGACACGACUUUUCGAGGUUACAGAAUCCCUAAGGGAACCCCAGUAAUCCCACUGCUCACCUCUGUUCUCUAUGAUAAGACUCAGUGGGCCACACCCAACCAGUUUAACCCCUCCCACUUUCUGGAUACACAAGGCAGAUUUGUCAAGAGGGAUGCCUUUCUGCCCUUCUCAGCAGGUCGUCGAGCUUGUCUUGGAGAGAACUUAGCCAAAAUGGAGCUGUUUCUCUUUUUCACCAUGCUAAUGCAGAAAUUUGUCUUCCGGCCACGCAGUGGAGUUACCCAGGACCAGCUCGAUCUUUCUCCUACUCCUGGUGUGACAUCAGCUCCAGAACCCUAUGAUUUAUGUGCGGUUAUUCAGUGACAACCUGGAGUAUUAAUCAGUGGAAUUUCCUCAAGUUUGGCAGCCGGUUUUCCUCACUUGAAAACAUCACCUUUUACUCGGACUGUUAGUGAAAUGAAUUUCUUUUUACUCUUCAGGGCCAUUGUUAGCACUUGAGUUCAUUAAGUUGGUGCAUAAAACACUUUUUUUAUUACAACUACAGAACAUAUUAGAUGAAGUUAUCAUUGAAAAUUUGGUUUUGUCAGCUCAUUAUGUAAAAAUGUAAUUCAUGUACGUGAUGGUGCUACUUAUUCUUUUCACUGUUUUAAGGUGAUUGCUGCAUUCCAAUAUGGAGUUCUGGCUGUUUUUUCUCUCCAUAAUACUGGGUAUGAAGGGUAUAAGUCCUUUUUUUAAAUCAACACUCACAGCUUUAAAGUUGGUUUAAUUUUGUUCUACUCUUACUCUCUGGAGAAAAAAAAUAAUCAAAAUAGCACUGGCUCAGAAUUUGAAUAUAACAUAAAUGCAAACACUGUCGUCAUCCUUGGUUUCCUUUAUGGUAUGGAUGAUCUUAUAUUAAAUGUGAAGUAUAGUUUAUAA